This is a messenger RNA of Lutzomyia longipalpis, 1037 nucleotides long. Its product is annotated as carbonic anhydrase 2-like. The record is from RefSeq and is a predicted model, not a curated record. Gene Ontology annotation, cellular component: cytoplasm. Bases 272 to 1024 code for a protein of 250 amino acids. NCBI's taxonomy places the organism in Eukaryota, Metazoa, Arthropoda, Insecta, Diptera, Psychodidae. The transcript is spliced from 3 exons. Gene Ontology annotation, molecular function: zinc ion binding; carbonate dehydratase activity.
AGUGUGAGGGAGGAAUGAAUUUGUGUUUAUUCCGUGCACCGGAUCGGACGGGGCGUCACGUGGUGGUAAGAAGUUGGGCGCGCGCUUUAUCGGAAAAAUCCAUCAAAAUAUUUUAUCAGGAUUAUCAAUCGUUGGUGGAUUUUGUGGUCUUUACUUCUUCGGUAUCAUUUAUGGUCAGCUCCUCUCGAUAGCGCGACCACCUUCGCAGUAUUUUGCCACACUUCAGUGAAGCUUCAGGUGUGCCCACAGCAAAAAAAAAAACGAUCCUACAAUGGCCGUUCAAUCCCCAAUUGGACUGGAUAUUCGGCAGGUGAACCUUGCGGAUGAUGUGACCCCGUUGGAAUAUCACGGGCAUUUCGAUCUAAUCGGUCGCGCAUACGUGGAAAAUACCCAAACUUCCGCUCAGAUCACCCUCGAUCGUGCGCAGAAGCCCUUCAUCAUUGGUGGACCACUUGGGGCGCAGAAGUACCUCUUUGAGCAACUCCACUUCCACUGGGGUGAUCAUGAUCAUCUCGGCUGUGAACACACCAUCGAAGGAUGCCGGUACUCCAUGGAAGCGCAUGCAGUGCACUACAAUGCAAAAUAUCGUGACUUCCAGGAAGCUGUAACAAAGCCCGAUGGGAUCGCCGUGACUGGAUUCUUCAUUCAAGCUCUCGGUGAUCGGGAUUUGCCGGAAUUCAAUAAAAUCGCCCAAGGAAUCACAAAAGUCGGAGAGCCCAAAGCCAAAGUUCAAAUUGAUCCUGAUUGCCUUUCAUGGAUGAACCUGCAGGAUCUUUCAAAACACUACUACACCUACAAGGGGUCCCUUACAACGCCCCCGUACUACGAGAGCGUCACAUGGAUCGUCUACAAGAGUCCUGUUUACGUCUCCAGUCGGCAAAUUGAACUUUUCCGUGGAUUGUGCUGCAGCAAAGAGGAUCACUCGAAGAAGAUUAUCAACAACUUCCGCGAUGUGCAGCGUCCACGACACAAUCCGCGUGUUGUCUUUGUGCGAAAUUGCAUCAAUACCAAAUCAAAAUUGUAGAAAAAAAACCAAC